AUGUGUGCUAAUAUUUGCACAAAGCGGGAUUUAAAAGACCUUUGUGAGGUCGAGGAUUAUGAAACUGGUGCAUUCAUCCGAUCAACCUUUACCUACGUCGAUGAACAGGAUAUUGCAUGGUUCGGUCGGACAGCGGAUAAACGAAAGUAUCAUUUGACCGUUGAAGACCUGAAUCGUCUCUUGCAAGAAAUCUCCGACGAGAAAAUCUAUCCACUGAAAAACUCGUCCAUCUCCAUGGCGAAGCUUCUGCCGCAAAUAACUCUUGAGGAAGCGAAGGUCUUGGAGUUUCUCAAACAACACCCUCAUCCAAAUAUCGUCAAAUAUCACGGCUGUACCGUUAAUCGCGGUUAUAUAACCGGAAUUGCCCUCGAAAAGUACGAAAUCAUCUUGCAAUACCGCUUUGAGGACGUUCCACACGAUCUCGAUAUUGUUGCCUGCAUGGACGGCAUCCGUAAGGGAGUUAAGCACCUCCAUCUUCUUGGAUACGCUCACAAUGAUCUUAACCCAACGAAUAUUGCCAUUGAUAGCGAUGACAACCCGAUUAUUCUGGACUUUGGUUCUUGUAGAAGGUUUGGCGAGAAGCUUCUCACCGCAGGCACCUACGGUUGGAUCGAUGGAGAAUAUGCCACAUCUGCUCAACGACAUGACGAGUCCGCAAUAAAUAAAAUAGAAGCCUGGUUGAAGGAGGAGAAGAACAAAAGAGCCACCAUGGCCACUUGA
Messenger RNA from Lindgomyces ingoldianus, 720 nucleotides. RefSeq lists its product as uncharacterized. The transcript is spliced from 2 exons. Gene Ontology annotation, molecular function: ATP binding; protein serine/threonine kinase activity. Lineage: Eukaryota; Fungi; Ascomycota; Dothideomycetes; Pleosporales; Lindgomycetaceae. Gene Ontology annotation, cellular component: cytoplasm; Golgi apparatus. Bases 1 to 720 code for a protein of 239 amino acids. Gene Ontology annotation, biological process: protein phosphorylation; regulation of vacuole fusion, non-autophagic; vacuolar protein processing. The record is from RefSeq and is a predicted model, not a curated record.